CCAUUUAACUGGGAUGCUCAGAACACUAAACAAACUAGACAUUUACAAAUCGACAACUCCUUCGAACAAUGAUCAAUCCUGGAUUAAACAACAGGCAAGAUAAGCAUAGUUUACAUUAGGUCCCCAAAGAUGCAUUCAUAGAAUAUUACAUCUACUGGUAUUGUAUUUUUCACGUCUUAUUUUUUCGUGGAUCAACAUAACCAAAACAUUUCGAUGAUGACCUUUGCCAUGCUGCGGCCAAUGGCGACUCAUCUGAGCAGCUACUCGGAACUUGGUAUUAUGUCCGAGGAUGAGGAGAACCGCAGUGAGAGCGAUGGUAGUUCGGACCAGAGCUAUGGAUGCUGCGUUUCCGUGGAAAAACGCCGGAGGAUUUCCAGUAAAUCGGGAGGCAGCGGCGUUCUUAUAGUGAAACAGCGGAGCGCAGCCAAUGCAAGGGAACGCGACCGAACCCAAAGCGUUAACACUGCAUUUACUGCGCUACGGACUCUAAUACCCACUGAGCCUGUGGACAGAAAGCUCUCCAAAAUUGAAACACUUCGCCUGGCAUCCCGCUACAUCUCUCACCUUGCCAACACCCUGCUGCUCGGAGACGGGAAUGGAGAUGGGCAACCCUGCCUUGGAGCGGUAUACGCGCAUGGAGAGAGCGGUGAAAAGCAGCCUCGAAACAUUUGUACUUUCUGUUUGAGCAACAAAAGGAAAGGGGUAAAGGAUGGAAAAGAUUGUCAUAAGAUGCGAGGCAUUGGUCCGCUGAGGAUGAGUCACAGAUAGAAGACCAGACAUUAAACCACACUAACUAGAACCAAUUAAACUCCUCAUCCAUAAGUCAGGGAAUCCUAGAAGCAGACCAUAACAGAACUAUACUGAUGGAGAAUAGAAUGAGAGACUAUUUAUACUUGAGAAAACAGUCGUGAGAAGCACAGAACAAACACAACCUAAUAUCUGAAAACCUUCACAAAUGCAGUGCAUUUGUUGA
This is a messenger RNA of Esox lucius (northern pike), 973 nucleotides long. It is a transcript of the gene tcf15, whose product is annotated as transcription factor 15. Gene Ontology annotation, biological process: regulation of transcription by RNA polymerase II; developmental process. The transcript is spliced from 2 exons. Gene Ontology annotation, molecular function: RNA polymerase II transcription regulatory region sequence-specific DNA binding; protein dimerization activity; DNA-binding transcription factor activity, RNA polymerase II-specific. The coding region runs from base 214 to 768 and encodes 184 amino acids. Lineage: Eukaryota; Metazoa; Chordata; Actinopteri; Esociformes; Esocidae. The record is from RefSeq and is a predicted model, not a curated record.